AUGCCUCAGCAGAUGGCCCUGCCGAAACGCCGACCAGGUGCCUUGGCGCUGGUCGCGCUGGUCGCGGGCCUGGGCCUGGCCGGCCGCCUCGGACUGGGCUUUGCCGGGACUUUGACGAGGACCAGGUCCACCGCCGAGUCGCACUUGGGCUCCAGAACUUUCAGAACCUCCCGGCAUGUCGGCGAUGGCUUUGACGGGCUUGCAGGCACAGCCGCAGGCGUCAUGGAGUCCAUGGCUUCCAUGGCUUCCGUGGAUCAGAUGGAUCAGUCUUCUUUGCUCGCAUCCUUUGCGGAUCAAGCUGGAAACAUCAACGGAGUGCUGUUCCAGGGCUCCUUGCCGGCGUACUUGCUGUUCCUGUACUUCUUGGGCUACCGUGGGAACAACACCCCGCCCUUGACGUUUUUUGGAUUCGCGUUCUUGCUGGUUUUCGUGUUCUUGACGAUCCCAGCAGGAAUCAUCUCCAAGAGCAGCUAUGGCUUGAUCCUAGCCGAUUCAGACUGGAUCCACGGGAGUGCGGAGUCAUUGCUGACUUGCACCAACAUCAUGAUCGUUCUGGGGUUCCGCAGUGCCCUCACGGGAAACGCAGAACUGGCAGACAAUGAGACCGUGAGAAACAUCGCCUUCGGAUGGAUGGCCGCUGUGAUUCUCACCCUGGCGGCCGGCAUCCCCAUCUUCGGCUUCGAGGCACAUACGGCCUUCCUCUCAGGCAUCGGGGCACUGGACUUCGACCAAGCGGAGCCGGUCAACGCUCUGUCAAUCCCAAACUGGAUGGUGCAUUGGUCCACUGUCUUCGAGUUCCUCCUCGCCAUGUCAUUGGCGUGGCGCUACGCCGAUGCGAUGGGAAACCCGAAGUGGAAAGGCCUCACCUGGGGAAUGCUCCCCUCUAGCAUCUCCAGCGUUUGUGCACUCACCUUCCACAUCUUUUACAACCAGAUCCCUUGGAUUCUUACUGGGCAGGCUCUCUUCACUUUCAUCGGCAAUGCCACAUUGGCCUUGGCCGCCUAUCGCAUUGCCGUGUCGAACGGCUGGACAAUCGGGGAGCUCAACCCGCUUAGGAUGUUUGACAAGAAGGAGGGUGAGGAGGAGCCAAGCUUUGACAUAGCCAAGGUGUCACCGGAAGGGGCCAAGGAGUUGAUGUCUGGUCCCCUCUUGGUUGCGGAGGUCAUCCUUUUGACGGUGGCUUUUGCCUAUGGAACCAAGUACGGUGAGCUUGCGGUUGGAUCCAGCAUCUUCCAGUCUCCGGAAUCGAGCGCAGCAGCCGCAGCUGUCAUCGCGAUCCCUGUGCUCCUCGUGGCCUACGUCAUUUACAGCCAGAGCUCCGACCUCCAAAGCGGGCAGCUGCCACCCCUUGCCCUGGCGCCAUCGGCAGCCAAGGACAAAUAG
Symbiodinium natans is the source of this 1383-nucleotide messenger RNA. The record is from the annotation of a GenBank genome assembly. Lineage: Eukaryota; Dinophyceae; Suessiales; Symbiodiniaceae.